GGGAAACAUAUCGUCUUGGUUUAUAGAUCACGGUGCUGCGGGCUAUAAAUGUCCACUUUGUAUGAUCAGAAGUUGAAAAUAACAUUGCGACCUCCUAUUAGUCCUAACUUGCGCAUGUGUCAGCUCCAGUUGCGAGGAAGGCAUUUACAGUUUUAAGCAAUGUCAUCAAGAGAAUUUACGAUACUUUACACACACCAGAAAACAAAGAAGGCCAAGACUUGGCAUGAUGGUAUAUUAAAAGUCAUCCUCCAAGGGAAUAAAUCAGUAUUGUACGAUGAUAAUAAAUGUAAAUUAGAUUCCUUGUAUGUUAAACCUGACCAGGUGGUGAUUGGAGAGCAGCUUGAAAGUGAGCGUUACUUAAUUCUUAUUGAAGAAGAAAGAAUAGAGAGUAAUAAUUAUAAGCAGGAUAAAUUGUCAGAUAUGAUAGCCACACAGAAUAAAAAAAAUAUUUACCCUGGAACUACACAGUACCUUGGUGGUGGAGAAAUUCGGCCUCCCCAUACACUGCACCCAAGAUUACCUACCAAAAGGAAAAGGACUCUGAUGGCAUGUCAGGAAGGUGGAAUUGAUACUUAUUACAAAGAUGCCAAAUGGUCGAACGAGAGCAGAAAGGAAAAAACUGGUAGAAAGCCAAGCUGUAUCUUUGAAGACGACGCCAUUGGAAACUCGAGGUAA
Saccoglossus kowalevskii is the source of this 675-nucleotide messenger RNA. RefSeq lists its product as uncharacterized. Lineage: Eukaryota; Metazoa; Hemichordata; Enteropneusta; Harrimaniidae. The record is from RefSeq and is a predicted model, not a curated record.